Molecule: messenger RNA, 2475 nt
Organism: Rhododendron vialii
Lineage: Eukaryota; Viridiplantae; Streptophyta; Magnoliopsida; Ericales; Ericaceae
Exons: 12
Coding region: 146-1798 (550 amino acids)
Biological process (GO): peptidyl-lysine monomethylation
Cellular component (GO): nucleus
Molecular function (GO): protein binding; protein-lysine N-methyltransferase activity
Source: RefSeq, a predicted model, not a curated record
GAGCAAGGAAGACUAAAAUAGGCUGUAAUUUUCAAGGCAAAACCCCUCAUUUCUAAGGGGCGGGGACCCGCACUCCGUGCCCGUAUAACGCUCUUGCCCUCAAGCGCUUCCCUUUGACGCGCUCUCUCUCUCGGCCUUCUCAUCAAUGGAGGACGACCAGAUGCAUUUUUCUAUUAAAGAAACUGAGAAUGAUCGGCAUUUGUUAGUUCUUAAGCUCUCUGAAGACGACCCUCUUUUCCAGAAAAAGAAGAAAAUACUGGAAGAUAAAGGGUUUAAUCGCCAAGGACAAGUAGUUUUGGAGAACUACAGUGGUCCUGAUUGGACAAAUAAAACGAUGGAUAUACUGCUUCAAAGAGCAAGAAUCAUGUGCUCGGAUGAGGUUGAACUUUACUUUGCUGGAGUUGAUGUAACUUCCGUGCAUCUUUACAAUCCCAGAAUUGAGCUGGAGGCUUUGCACACUAUUCUCUCAUUCCUUGAUAAAGCCCUCUGCAGUGGUUAUCAUACCAUAAAUGGUAUUCUGCAUGACUUAAGGGAAUUGAGUAUUAAUAUGAUUCAAGAACUCGGGGACAAGAUCAGACUGGAGACUAUAAUUGUGACAAACUACAGCUGGGACAAGGAGAGAUAUUUAUUAAAGUGGGGCGAGAGCAAUGGUGUUCGAAGGAAAUUGGAAGUAGCUUACGUUGAGGGGGCUGGAAGAGGAGCCAUAGCAACAGAAGAUCUAAAAGUUGGGGACAUUGCUCUGGAGAUCCCUGUGUCUGCCAUCAUUUCGGAGGAGCUUGUUCAUGAAUCUGACAUGUUCCCCAUCUUGGAAAAGAUUGAUGGUAUUUCUUUGGAGACAAUGAUGCUAUUGUGGAGCAUGAAGGAGAAGCACAAUCCUGAUUCAAAAUUUAAGUUAUACUUUGAUGCAUUACCUGAAGUAUUUAAUACAGGGUUGAGCUUUGGAGUUAAUGCAAUUAUGGCUUUAGAUGGGACAUUAUUACUAGAAGAGACAGUGCAGGCAAAAGAGCACUUGCGCACCCAGUACAACGAGUUAUUUCCUGCACUAUGCAAUGAUCAUCCUGGUAUAUUUCCCACAGAGCUCUACACGUGGGAUCAGUUCUUAUGGGCUUGUGAGCUAUGGUACUCUAAUGGCAUGAAAGUGAUGUUCACCGAUGGAAAGCUACAAACAUGCUUGGUACCAAUUGCCGGCUUUCUCAAUCAUUCUCUUUGCCCACACAUAUUGCACUAUGGGAAAGUAGAUUCUGCUACAAAUUCAUUGAGAUUUCCUCUAUCGAGACCAUGUAAUGCAGGAGAACAAUGCUACCUUAGCUAUGGGAAGUUCUCUAGUUCUCAUCUAGUCACAUUCUAUGGUUUCUUGCCACAAGGAGAGAACCCUUAUGAUGUCAUGCCUCUUGAUAUAGAUGCUACCAUAACAGAUUGUUCUAAGGAUUGCUGCCCUUUGUCUAGUUGGACCAAUCACAUGGUGCGGGGUACUUGGUUCUCAAAGAACCAUGGCAUCUUUCAUUAUGGUUUGCCGCCUCCUUUAUUACAUAAUUUUCGAAGAGCUCAGUCUCCUAUGUUACAAGCUAAUACCCAUGAGAACUUGGAAACUGAGUUGGAAAUUCUAGAAGACCUUCGUUCUACCUUUGAAGACAUGUUGGAAACCCUCGGUGAGACUGAUCUUGAUGACAGAAGUACGAGUUGGGAUGUAAAGCUAGCAAUGGAGUUCAAAGAUCAACAAAGAAGAAUUGUCUCCUCAAUUGUAACUUCUUGUUACUAUGGUUGCAAGUUGUUAGAAGAUGAAUUGCUAAAAAAAUAGAGCUUAAAAGAGACAUGGCUACAUGAGCUGGUAAGAAGCAUCUUCCUCUGCUAUAAACCGAAGAGCUGUUUUCUCUGUUUAAAGUUGCCACUGAAACUGGUCCCACCAAACUUCUUGUGUGGUUUAUAUUUAUCAGAUUGUCAUUAACCAUUUCUGACAAAUGGCGGAAUGGUGUUUAUGCUUGUGUUGUAAGCAGCACAAAGCAUGGAGUAUAUUGGUUCUCAGUGGUAAGAUUGAGAUUAAAAACCCAAUCCCACCACCGCCCACUUGCGGGUGUCUCAAUUUAAAGCCAUAGUGAAAGUCUAUGUAAACUAGCUCCCAAAGAGUUGAUAGCACUUGGGAGAUUUCGAACCUGAGGCUAGGAGGGAGCAAACCCCCAAGCCACGGGCCUUGAUCAUUAAGCCAAUCCUUUUAAUGGUGGGUGUUUCUAUUCUUGUAUUUUGAUAAUUAGAAUUGAGAAUAAUGCUUUUCGGUGGUGGAAAGCAUAAGGAUGACAGAAGAGUGGUGUCAAUUGAGUAGCCUUUAAUUGUGUGGUCAGUAUAGCGAAUCUAAGUUUUUAAUUUUGCAGUGGGGUUUGAAUGAGUCAGUACUUUUAAUCUAUCAAUUAAGUCGGUCUUAGCUUCCAAAGAAUUGUUUGUGUUUCCGGAUUGGGAUUGCAAUUUAAGUUUGAUUUGUUA